CGGCCCAGGGAGUCUCCACCCCUUGAGUGGCGCUGCAAGUAGGACAGAGAGAACAGAGCAGAGCAGAAACACAAACCCAGAGCGGUGUGGAAAGAAAAUCAUCAAGAGAAUACAGAGGAGAAAAAGCAAAAAGAGAUUCAUAGUGUGGGUAAAGCUGCUAACUUUCAGUUGUUUCAAGAAAGCUGAAGCUUUCCCGGGAAAGGGCUGACAGCCUCGGGCUCUGACCAGUUAAGCAAGGAGGAGUCUCCUGCACAAAGGACAUUAGCAGAAGAACUUAAAGGAAGAGUUGUGGACAAAUAUCUUGAUGGUAAGGAAACACCCUCUCAGUUUCCUCCAGAUGUAAAAGAGAGUGCUUUAGCUUAUCAAGUUUCUGAGAUUAUCAUGUAAAAGCACAUAUGGAUCCAGGCUGGCAGUUUCCCCAGGAAGACCAGGACAGUUAGACCAGACAGCUGAGAAGCAACAGGUUGAAAAUAUAAUUCAAGAUUUAGAGCUGAUGUGGAAAACACUCAGAAUGGAAGGCAAACUCCCAUGUCUCUUUGUGUUAGUGGGAGCAAUCAUGACUGCCCAGUGCCAGGGCUUACACAUGCGUUUCAAACGAGGAGCCAGAUCUAGAGCCAUCUGCACAGAUAAUUCAUCUGCAGAAAUUUAUCAACACAGGGGGACCUGGCUGAGGCUUUCAGGGAGCAGAAUAGAAUACUGUAGGUGCGACAGUGGUCGGAGUCGCUGCCACACUGUGCCUGUCAGAGCCUGCACUAGAAAUAAAUGCUACAAUGGGGGCCAGUGUUCACAGGCGUAUUAUUCCCCAGAGCUCUUCAUCUGCCAGUGCCACCAAGGUUUCUCAGGGAAGCAGUGUGAAAUAGAUACCGAAGUUAAAUGCUACAAAGACACUGGAGUAACAUAUAGGGGUACCUGGAGCAUGACAGAGAGUGGAACUGAAUGUUUAAACUGGAAUAGCAAUGGCCUGGUGGACUGGAUGUACAGUGGCCAAAGAAAGGAUGCUGCUGAACUGGGAUUGGGCAAUCACAACUAUUGCAGAAACCCGGAUGAGGAUUCCAGACCUUGGUGCUAUGUCUACAAAGGGGGAAGGUACACCUGGGAACACUGCAGCGUGCCCUCCUGUUCAAAAGUUAGGAACAUCGACUGCAGAUCUGGAAGAGGCACAGAUUACCGUGGCAGCCACAGUGUUACCAGUUCUGGAGCUACCUGUUUGAAGUGGAAUUCUCUAAUCCUUGUCAACAAGCUAUACACUGCUUGGAGAAGAGAUGCUUACUGGCUGGGCCUUGGCAGUCACAAUUUCUGCAGGAAUCCUGAUAAUGACAGCAAGCCCUGGUGCCAUGUGCUGAAAGGAAAUCAGCUCACAUGGGAGUACUGCAAUGUGCCUACUUGCUCCACCUGUGGCUUACGGCAGCGCAGAGUACGCCAGUACAGGAUUAAAGGUGGUUCCUACGCAGACAUUGCAGCUCACCCAUGGCAAGCUGCCAUCUUUGUGAAGUAUCACCGAGUGCCUGGAGAGCACUUCCUCUGUGGAGGAAUUCUGAUCAGUUCCUGCUGGGUUUUGUCAGCUGCUCACUGUUUUGAGGAAGGAUUUAGUACAAAUCAGCUGAAGAUUGUGCUGGGUAGGACUUCCCGAGCAACUCCCGAGGAAAACGAACAGAAGUUUCAAGUGAAGAACUACACUGUGCAUCAGAGAUUUAACUCAGAAAAUUUCAACAAUGAUAUUGCUCUGCUGCAAUUGAAGUCAGAUGCAGAAGACUGUGCUGUUGAAACAGGCACUGUACGUACUGCCUGCCUCCCCAUGCCAGAGCUGCAGCUGCCUGCAUGGACUGAAUGUGAGAUCUCUGGUUAUGGCAGAAAUGAAGAAUUUUCUCCAUUUUAUUCAGAGCACCUGAAGGAAGGCCAUGUUAGAUUGUUCCCAGCCAGUCGGUGCACAGCACAGUAUCUAGACAACCGGACAGUUACAGACAAUAUGUUAUGUGCAGGAGACACAAGGCACCUUGAUGAUGCCUGCAAGGGCGACUCUGGAGGGCCUCUGGUGUGUCUGAAGGAUGAUCGUAUGUAUCUGAUUGGAAUCAUCAGCUGGGGAAUAGGCUGCGGCCGCAAAGACGUACCUGGUGUUUAUACAAAGGUGUCUCGUUAUCUUGACUGGAUUCAGGACACCAUGAAACUCUGAGAAAGAAAGAUGAACCCUUUGCAAUCUUGCGGCCAUGCCCUCACAGCUUCCUUCUGGGUGCUUUAAGUAUGCUGACAGGGCUUCCUGUUUGUCCAGAUGAUUCUAGUACAACAGAACGACAAACUGCAAUGUGUGGGAAGGGCAUGUUCUCAAAAUACUCUCCUUUCCUUAUUACAGGUUAUUAGAAGCUAAUCAUCCUUUUCUCCAACAUCACCAAACUUUCACUUUGCAUCAAAUCACAUAAGUACAAUAAAAAAUUAAUUCUGGCCCUGAGUGAAUAAACCAAGAGAGAACAUAAUGCAUCUUUUUAGCAGCUAUAUUGUUUUAGGAAUGGGUGGGAACUGAAGGGGAUAUUUAAUUUAAAGUUUUACAAAUACUUCUUUAUCCUUAAUUUUGUAAUAGAUCCUUAAUCUGGGAGAUUUACCAAAUCCUUGUCCAGUAGCUAGGAUCUAGUAUUCUGCAGCCUUACUUUAACUUGCAUUUCAUUUCUAAGAAGUUGCUGCCACCUAGCUCAGAGCAUUUAACUGCCUCUCCCUGGCUUCUUUACCCAUUACAUCCUUCCCUGAUUAAAAAGAAAUCCCUGAGAUAGUUUCCAUCUUUACAUCAACUUUUCCACUUCUUACAUGGCAUAUCCCUACUUGUCCUCUUCCAGCACACAGUAGCACCAUCUUAAGAAAAGGUCUUAGAAGAAUGAGUGCCCUCUGCCUGAUUGCUUUCAUCUAACUUAGCAGCUGAUACUGUCAUACUCAAGUUGUUUCAGAAACCCAGUCGACAUCAGCAUCUUUUGUAUCUGAAGUACAGAGCUGCACCUCAUAUUUCCCCCCAAGAAGUCCUUCCUAUGUCCAACUUUUAUCAUUAAUGUUGUUUCCCAUUUCCCCUUUCCGCCCUGCUUCAUCCUCAAUAGGAACUUGCAGCCAUCUCAGACUGGUACAUCACAAGGGCCUGAUACCUUUAUGUAUGUAAAAACUUUUCAAUAUCUCAAGUAACAUGAAUCACUUCAGCAGUAAAUAAAAGAUCCUUUAAAAAUCAAAGCUACAAAGCCAAAGGACAGUAUCAAUAUUUGAGGAGCAGAGGGGUGAUGAGGUAUUUAAUUGUCCACAUAAUCAAAGCUCUGCCCUUAGCAUGCUACCCAACCCAGUAAAUAAAAAUGGUUCAGCUGCAUUCCUAAGAACAUUUUUCACUUGAAGUUCUAGGAAAUGCUCAGCACUCCUUUAGGGAAACACUAAGAAAAAUUACCAAGAAAGGAAUUAAUUUUAGUUUUUCAGACAGCAACUUAGUCCCAGGUUUAC
Messenger RNA from Prinia subflava (tawny-flanked prinia), 3459 nucleotides. RefSeq names its product plasminogen activator, tissue type (gene PLAT). Bases 494 to 2170 code for a protein of 558 amino acids. The transcript is spliced from 16 exons. Gene Ontology annotation, molecular function: serine-type endopeptidase activity. The record is from RefSeq and is a predicted model, not a curated record. Gene Ontology annotation, biological process: platelet-derived growth factor receptor signaling pathway; plasminogen activation; smooth muscle cell migration. NCBI's taxonomy places the organism in Eukaryota, Metazoa, Chordata, Aves, Passeriformes, Cisticolidae. Gene Ontology annotation, cellular component: extracellular region.